This is a messenger RNA of Ochotona curzoniae (black-lipped pika), 1215 nucleotides long. It is a transcript of the gene CLDND2, whose product is annotated as claudin domain containing 2. The transcript is spliced from 4 exons. NCBI's taxonomy places the organism in Eukaryota, Metazoa, Chordata, Mammalia, Lagomorpha, Ochotonidae. The coding region runs from base 625 to 1128 and encodes 167 amino acids. Gene Ontology annotation, cellular component: plasma membrane. The record is from RefSeq and is a predicted model, not a curated record.
GCUCUGGGGUGGGCCUAGGAAGCUGAGGGUUGGCCACAGCGGGCAGAGGGAAACGGGGUGGGCACAAAGAAGACAGCUGCAUUGCGUGAGCGAAAGGAAUGGGACAUGCAGAGUUGCAAGGGGUCUGGACCUGCCGGCCAGAUGGGGUGUGGCUGGAUGUCAGGGGCCGGGGGCUGCAGGAGGGGCGAGGUGGGCUCCCCUGUGACAGGGCCAGGGUAACAGCCACAGGAAAGCCCAGGACCAGAAGAGCUCAGGGAAAGAGAAGCAUCUAGAAGCACCAGGUCUAACUGUGAGGCCUGUGAUGUAACCUCUGUUAAAAGAGCUGCCGGUGUGUGUGUGUGUGUGUGUGUGUGUGUGAGUGUAAGAGAGGGGGUGUCCCUUUAAGGGGUCCCUGGGAAGGGGGUUCUGGAACCCUGGCUGCCUCACAGAGACCCCGACCUCCUGCCCCCUCCCCCCGCUGCCUCUCUGGGCUCUGUGUCUGCCAGGGCCUGGGAAGCUGGGUGCUGUGAGUGCUUUCGGGGCGGGCCAGGCCUCUGGGCACUCCAGGGGAGGGGGCAGCCGGGUUCGGGGAGCCGGGAGCGGAGGCCAGUCCUGCCGUGUGGCCCCUGCCGCAGGCUGCGUGGCAUGGGCGUGAAACACAGCCUUCAGACGGGCGGCACCUUCCUCAGCUUCUUGGCCAACAUCCUCAAGGUGCUGUCCACCAGCAGCAACUACUGGAUCCGCUACCAUGGCGGCCACAGCGGCCUGUGGCAGGAGUGUAGCCAAGGCACCUGCUCCAACACCCCGUGCCAGACCAUGCUGGCUAUGACUGGGGCAUGCAUGGUGCUGGCCACCGGCUUUGGCGUCUUGGCCACGGUGAUGGGGCUGCGGAUUCUGUGCCAGCAGGACGAGUCGCUGCGGGGCCAGCAAGUGUGCGCAUGCCUCUUCCUCGUCGGGCUGCUGUUGCUGAUCGCCUUGACAGGGUACACAGUGAAGAACGCCUGGAAAAACAACGUCUUCUUCUCCUGGUCCUAUUUUUCGGGGUGGCUGGCUUUACCCUUCUCUAUUCUGGCGGGCCUCUGCUUCCUGCUGGCAGACAUGAUCGUGCAAAGCACGGACGCCAUCAGCAGCUUCCCGGUGUGCCUGUGAGCGCGGCCUGCCUGGUGCAGAAUAAAGGCACAGACUGCAGCCGCGCGGCUCCGCGUGCUUUUCUGGGGGAGCAAGGACACGGGCGUG